This is a messenger RNA of Anopheles nili, 1317 nucleotides long. It is a transcript of the gene Task7, whose product is annotated as potassium channel subfamily K member 9. The record is from RefSeq and is a predicted model, not a curated record. Bases 1 to 1020 code for a protein of 339 amino acids. Gene Ontology annotation, molecular function: potassium ion leak channel activity. Gene Ontology annotation, cellular component: membrane. The transcript is spliced from 3 exons. Gene Ontology annotation, biological process: potassium ion transmembrane transport; stabilization of membrane potential. Lineage: Eukaryota; Metazoa; Arthropoda; Insecta; Diptera; Culicidae.
AUGAAACGGCAAAACAUUCGUACGUUGUCGUUAGUUGUAUGUACUUUUACUUAUCUGCUAAUAGGAGCAGCCGUGUUUGAUGCCCUAGAAUCGGAAACAGAAGCAAGACGAUGGGAAUUUCUGAAAAGUGUGAAAGCAAACUUUGUGGCCAAGUACAACAUCACUCCGGAGGAUUACCAUAUGAUUGAGAUUGUGAUAACGGAGAACAAGCCACACAAAGCAGGUCCUCAAUGGAAGUUUGCCGGAGCAUUCUAUUUUGCCACAGUUGUCCUGGCAAUGAUAGGUUAUGGCCAUUCCACGCCAGUUACGAUUGGCGGGAAGGCUUUUUGCAUGGCCUACGCCAUGGUGGGUAUUCCGUUGGGGCUCGUCAUGUUCCAAAGCAUUGGCGAACGUUUGAACAAGUUUGCAUCGGUUGUAAUUCGCCGAGCGAAAAAAUAUCUGCGCUGCCAGCAAACGGAAGCUACCGAGAUGAAUCUGAUGCUUGCAACGGGAUUACUUUCGUCGGUUAUUAUUACGACCGGAGCAGCUGUGUUUUCACGAUACGAAGGAUGGAGCUAUUUCGACAGCUUUUACUACUGCUUUGUAACACUGACAACGAUCGGGUUCGGAGAUUAUGUGGCUCUGCAGAAUGAUCAGGCACUGAUAAAUAAGCCAGGCUAUGUUGCGUUAAGCUUAGUUUUUAUUUUAUUUGGACUAGCAGUGGUUGCUGCCAGCAUUAAUCUUCUGGUAUUAAGGUUUAUGACUAUGAAUGCAGAAGAUAUUCGUCGAGAAGAAGCGGAGAUGCAAUCUUCAGUCGACGGUCUCACAACGUAUGAAUGUGAAUCAACAGGAAAAUUACUUUCUUGCGCUAAUUUGAAUUACUGUUCAGAGAUGGAAGAAGAUGAUACAUCAGUUUGUUCUUGCACUUGUCUCGGAGGUAACAGUUACACCACCCACGAACAUGAAUUUCUUCUUGACCAAGGAUACCAUCCAGCUGAUAUAAUAACAAGUACUAUAAGUCUCAAGCGUAUGUCAAUUUAGUUCAUCUAUUGCAGCAGGAGUGCGGAUUCUGAGUAAAAUUAGCUAGAAUAUAAUCGACAGGAUUUUGGAAGAUAUAUAAUUCUAUUUAUUAUUUUUUCAGUCGUCCAUAAAUCAAUAUUUUCCUGUAGCUAGACUUAUAUUUAUGAACAUUCGGUCGUGCCAAAAAUAUCCAUGAUGAUUAUCAGCCGUUUUAUAGAUUUUGUAAUCACAGUUCUUCAAAUGUUUAAGUGCUAGAUAUCAAAUUGUACAUAUUGAAAAGUAUUUUUAUCUUGUGUGUUCUUACCUAUUUAUGUUGUA